Messenger RNA from Triticum dicoccoides, 2768 nucleotides. Its product is annotated as protein PHOSPHATE STARVATION RESPONSE 3-like. The transcript is spliced from 7 exons. The record is from RefSeq and is a predicted model, not a curated record. The coding region runs from base 915 to 2255 and encodes 446 amino acids. Gene Ontology annotation, molecular function: DNA binding; DNA-binding transcription factor activity. NCBI's taxonomy places the organism in Eukaryota, Viridiplantae, Streptophyta, Magnoliopsida, Poales, Poaceae.
UUGCCCAAGUAAUGUCGAUCGCCAACGGAUCACGCACACCACACUCACGCAGGACCACGACGAGCCCCCGCCGUGCUUCUUGCAAAACUAAUGCUGUUCGUUCCAGCAAUAGUAUUACUUGUAGAAAGGUAAUAAAAAAUUUGUGACUAGCCUAAUACUGUACCUUGUAGGUUGCGCCUGCUGCCCAGCACGUUGGUUCAGGAUGAUACGGCUUCCUUCUCUCUUUACAUUUAAUUUGCGUCACAUCAUCAAGUAGAUGUAAUACUGUAAGAAGUUGGCCAACUACAAGUGGUCUCACAACACAAGCGACUGCUCCGUGCAGUCCGUAUGAUCAGGUCAACAUGUUGCUUUGUUCAGAAGUUAAGUAAGUUGACAAAACUUGGUAGUACAAAUAUUGCUCGGAUAGAAAAACUCAACUCGCAAAUGACAUCAACUUAGAUAGGAUUGCUCUUCUUUUUUCCUCGUAAAAUAAACCUACAAAAAAAAGUUAUUCGGGAAAAAAACCCGGGUACCAUACCGGCCUGCAUGCAUGAUUAAAAUGUGGCGACAGAUAAACAAACCUUGGACAGUACCACAAGUAAGAAAGAGCAUAGCGGCAGCAAAGGCAAGAGAAAGCAGCUGCAUAUUGUUAACUAACUCCACAGAGUUGUGAGAAGGCGGCCAAGGCAAUCAAGCGUCCAAUUAAGAUGGUGCACUGAAUAGGUAGGAGACAGGCUUAAUUUAUAGCGAGAGAGAGAGACACACAGGGAGCUUCUGGACGAACACGGAGAGAGAGAAGACGGAGGAAGUCAGAGGAGGAUUGGCGGCUGACUUGGCUCUGAAUCUCUUCCUCUUCCAGAGACCAGAGUCCUCUUGGAAUUUCAGGGUUGGAUUGGAGCAAGUUUUCCAUCUCGAUUAUCAUUCUCAAGGGCACAAUGAGCACACAGAGUGUACUUCCUGUGAAAGAUAUCAUUGCUCCUGACAGCAUGGCUCACACCUGCAAUGUUCCACAACCUUCAGCCCAUCAAAUGUUCAAUGCUAAAUCUGAAAUUUACAGUUCGGCAGAUGGUAUUUCCCGCGUCUCAUAUGCUGACCUAUCAGACCCGAAUUCAUCGAGCUCUUCCACAUUCUGUGCAAGCAUGUACUCGGCGUCACCGACGAACUCCAAAUUAUGCUGGCAAAUCAGCGGUUUGCCUUUCCUGCCUCAUCCUCCUAAAUGUGAGCAGCAGCAGUUUUCAGCUGCGCAGUCAUCGAUCUCUGCUCUGUUGUUUGCUGCUGAUCACAGCGAUGGUAGUCAAGGUCAUGAUGAACAUUCACAUGAUCUCAAGGACUUCCUUAACCUCUCCGGCAAUGCUUCUGACAGUAGCUUCCGUGGAGGAGGCAGUUCCAUGGAUUUCAGUGAGCAGCUGGAGUUUCAGUUAUUGUCUGAACAACUUGGGAUUGCCAUCACCGACAACGAGGAGAGCCCUCGGUUAGAUGACAUAUAUGGCAUAGCGCCGCAAUGCUCACCUAGUCUACUAUCCCCUUCCUCUGACCAUGAGGAUCUGCGCAGUGGGGGUUCUCCGGUUAAAGUCCAGUUGAGUUCAUCACCUUCUUCAUCUGGAGCAACAACAUGUAGCAAAACGAGAAUGAGAUGGACACUUGAGCUCCAUGAGCGUUUUGUGGAGGCUCUGAAAAAGCUCGGAGGACUGGAAAGUAGGGUGAUCACUCUGUUAAAUUUUUGGGCUAAUUUUUUCUUGAAAAUAGAACCAACGUUUAGAUGUUUUGUUCCAUGUACAUAUCUUGCAGAGGCAACUCCCAAGGGUGUGCUGAAGCUUAUGAAGGUAGAAGGCUUGACGAUCUUUCACGUAAAGAGCCAUUUGCAGAACUAUCGACAUGUGAAGUAUAUUCCGGAGAAAAAAGAAGUGAAGAGACCAUGUUCAGAAGAUAACAAGGCAAAAUCAACAUCUGGAAUUGAUUCUGGCAAAAAGAAGAGUUUUCAAAUGGCUGAAGCUCUACGGAUGCAAAUGGAGGUUCAGAAACAGCUCCAUGAGCAACUAGAGGUGCAAAGGAAAUUACAACUGCGCAUAGAGGAGCAUGCAAGAUAUUUGCAGCGGAUACUAGAACAACAGAAGGCCAGAAAAUCUCUGGUACCGAAACCAGAGGAGAAAACAGAGGCCAGCACCACUUCAGCUCCGUCGCUGAAGUGUAAAAUUUCCGACACCGAAAUAGAACAGAACUUGCAAAUGGAUAGCAGAAGGCCAGAGCUACAACUUGAUCUUGAAAGUGAACCGUAAUGAACGAUCAUGGUGCAUGCUUUAAUCUUCUUGCCAUGUAGAGUUCUAGUGCUUGCAAUUGCAUAUAUCCUGUUUUCCUUGAAUAUACCUUAUGACAAGGUUCUAGCUAAGCCAGUGUAUAUAAGUAGUUCUGCUGCUUGUUUCCAGGAAUAAACAAGAUAUUCUCAUCUGUAAUUAAACUAGCAUUGCAGUUCAAACAUAGAUGUCACAAAGCUCCCUGUUCAUGCUCAUGAACGUCUUAAGCAUGCAAGAUAAACUGAAUUAAAUCGAAGUUUGAGGUUGCGAUGUGAACCCUACAUAUGGGAGUACUGCGGCGAGAUGAUGCGCGUGGCACUGGACGUUACGGACGUCCUGGCGGCAUGCCUGGACGUUACGGACGUCCUGAGCACCCUAAACACCUGCUUGGAUUGCGAAGGGCCGUGGCCAAGGUAGCCAGGAGGGAAAGAGGAAUCAGGUGGUCUCUCAGAAGUAUACCAUCUAAGCCUCUAAGGAGUUGAUGCAAUUUCGAUGGGU